AUGGAGAAAGAAAGUGGUACUGUAAUUUCAGCUACAAGAUCUUCAAUGCAGAUGAUGAGACCUGUUACUGCUACUGCUGCAACUGAUGAUCAGGAGUUAGAAGGUAACAAAACUACCUUCCUACGGACUGCUGAGACUUUUCUGCGUCUGCUUCCUAUUGGUCUUUGUGUUUCAGCUCUUGUCCUUAUGCUUAAGAACUCUGAAGAAAACGAUUAUGGUUCUGUUUCUUACACUGACCUUGGUGCUUUCAGGUAUUUGGUGAAUGCAAAUGGCAUUUGUGCAGGUUACUCCCUACUUUCAGCUGUCCUUAUUGCUGUCCCUCGACCCACUGCUCUCCGGGCUUGGACUUUCUUUUUCCUUGACCAGGUACUAACAUACAUAAUUUUGAGCGUGGGAGCUUCGACGAUGGAGGUGGUGUACCUAGCUGAGAAUGGAGACAGUACAAUAUUAUGGAGCUCAACUUGUGGCUCUUUUGGUCAAUUUUGUCAUAAGAUUACAGCUUCAGUAGCUCUCACAUUUGUAGCACUUGUUUGCUAUGUGCUUCUUUCCCUCAUUUCCUCCUAUAAGCUGUUCAGUAAAUUUGAUGUCCUAGCUACAAGUAGUCCUGCUGCUACUGACACUGACCAGUGACCACAUUGCUCCUGCAUUUCAUGGCUAGCUUACCCUAAUGUUUGUUGUGUUAUAUGAUAAUAAUAUUUGGUAAUUAUUUUUCUAUGUUUUAUGACUCAAUAGACAUGGCUAAGAAUAUUAAAAAUAUGUAUAAUUAGACCUUUGUUUAUUUUAGAUAUAUGGUUAUGGAUGGCUUUAACUUGUA
This is a messenger RNA of Trifolium pratense (red clover), 814 nucleotides long. Its product is annotated as CASP-like protein 2A2. The coding region runs from base 1 to 630 and encodes 209 amino acids. The record is from RefSeq and is a predicted model, not a curated record. The transcript has 3 exons. NCBI's taxonomy places the organism in Eukaryota, Viridiplantae, Streptophyta, Magnoliopsida, Fabales, Fabaceae.